Molecule: messenger RNA, 933 nt
Organism: Papaver somniferum (opium poppy)
Lineage: Eukaryota; Viridiplantae; Streptophyta; Magnoliopsida; Ranunculales; Papaveraceae
Exons: 1
Coding region: 1-933 (310 amino acids)
Source: RefSeq, a predicted model, not a curated record
AUGGCUGAACGAAAAGAACAUGGCAGGGUAAAUAAGAAAUCUGAGGAAUGGGCGAUUAAUAGAACAUUGGUGGAUACAUGUCGUGCAGUUGAUAUUUUAUUUUAUCGCACAUUCAAAGCAAUGAGAUACAAAGAUGGAGAACUGACGAAUUCAAUUUACAAUGUACAUGGAUUCAAUAAAGAGAUUACAAAACCAAAGGGAGAGAUUGUGCUGAGAAUAUUACUGGGAGAAAUAGACACAGAGGUGACACUCUGUGUGGUUGACAUAGAUUCACCAUAUAAUAUGUUGCUGGGAAGACCGUGGGUGCAUGCGAUAAAAGCUGUAGCGUCGAAAUUACAUCAAUGCAUAAGAUUUCCAAUUCCAAGUGGAAUAGGAGAGAUUAAAGGAGAUAUUGCAGAUGCGAAGUUCUGUAAUGAAGUGGAUAUAAAGAAUUAUGAAGGUCGUGCAAAGAAACGAAAAGAUCGUUGGAGAAGGGAAAAAGAAUUAAAGAAGGAAGAAGAAUUUUGCAUAUACAUGAUUAGAGCGAAAGAGGUAAAAGGAAUCCCGAGUGAAAUACCAGAAGAAAGAACAAUAAACAUUUUAAGAGAAUAUAAUGAUGUCUUCGCAUGGAGAAUGGAAGAAAUGCCAGGAAUAGAUCCGUCUGUCGCAUGCCAUAGAUUGGAUAUUAAGAAGAACGCAAAACCGUUCAAACAAAGAAUAAGAAAAAUAGCAACAACAUAUCAUCCACAAAUAGAAACAGAAUUGCAAAAGAUGUUACAAGAAGGGAUCAUAAGGCUAGAAAAAUACCCGGAAUGGAUAGCAAACAUGGUGGUAGUGCCAAAAAGGAACAAAGGGAUACGAAUCUGUAUAGAUUUCACUGAUCUAAAUAAAGCAUGCCCGAAAGACAGUUUCCCAUUACCGGAUAUCCCACAAAUGGUAGAAUCGGCAUCAUGA